GAGCACACCUCCUCAGGCACUCAUACAUCCUGCUGUCAAGGAUGUAGAUGUAUUUGAAUGUUGUCGAUAUGACCGCCAGCCUUUUCCUCUUUCAACAUGCCUGCAGCGAUGCACCUCACUGUGCUUGUGUCCCUGUUUGCAGCGACUCUCUGUGAAAACAUCACCACUUCCUCCACAACCAAACUUGCAAAUGAGAUAACAAGUGCUGCACACCACACCAGUUUGGCUGCAACAAAAACUAGUUUAUUCAAUGUGACAACCAACAACACACAACAGCCUCCAACAACAACACACCAGAUUACCACUGCCGUCACUUCAGAAAACAUUUCAUCAUUACCACCGCCCUUGACUUCCCCACAAACACCCAACAGGACAGAGGAAACACAUCCCAGUGUCACUCCUCCUCAGACUACAACGACCAACCAGACAUCCAACGAGACCGGUUUCCAUGGAUCAACACUCCCUCCUGCACCAGAAUCACCAAACAUCACCGCAAUCACCACUGUAAACAUAACCAGCCCAGAUCUUUCACACGAGUGGGGUGACUUAGCAGCAAAUCCCGGCCUCGUGGCUAUCCUUUGCAUCUUCUGUAUCAUCUUAGUCCUCGUGCUGGUGGUUGUCAGCUUGAAAUGCAUCCGAUCACCGAGGUCCAACUUCGAGAGGCUUGAAGACGUGCCGAUGAGCAAAGUCAACGAGGAGUCUCCAUUCGCCCAGUACACAAAAUGACAAAAGGGGCUUCAGACACUGAAAUCCAGGAGGAGUCCAGUUUGCCGUACAACUCUUAUUUCUUUACAGAACACUUUUGUCAAUGACAGUGGAUUAUUUCUGCCCAGCUUUGACCUGCUUGGUUGGCUGCUUUUAAUUCUGCUGAUUGAAGCUGAAUCAACUCUUUUUCCGUAGUUUCUUUUGAAAAAAGAAUCAGCCUAAAAAGCAUAUUCAUAAUUGCACUCUUAAAUGUAACAUUAUAGGAAUACAGUACAUUUUAAGUUUCCAUGAUGAUUUAGGGAUUUGUAUCAUCAACAGUGCAUGGGAAGAUGUACGCAUUUCCAGUAUUGAAUGUGUACGUGAAAAUAAUGUAUAAAUGUCUGUAUACAUAGAAACGUAAUUGGAAUGUACAAGUGUAUGUGAAGUAUACAGUUUGUAUUGUUAUUUAUUGCCAUAUAUUAUGUAUAAAUAAUGUAUACCCUGGCCUGAGACAUCCAGCGUAGAUUAGUUUUGAUCUAGAAAUAAACGUAUUGGUUGAGUUACAUUUUAGCAGGAACAGUGAAGAAACCCAAUUUAUUGGAAUAAUUAUAGCCAAGAAAUAUUAAGACUGCCAACUAACCAAGGCAAGAGAUGACAUAACAAAGGAAACAUAUUUAGACUAUCUACAAAUAAUGCCAACAAGUGCACUUGCUUGCUAAACCUUCAAAUUCAAAUACUGGUAGUUUAUCUUUGCUGGAUCUUCUGUUAUCCUGGUCCUUUAGAUUAUUUCUGCCUUCUAAAAACAAUGAAACUAGUCUGCAGAAACAUAACAGGCCUUUUUUGUACAGCUAAAGACAAAUGUUGUAUAUCUCUCACAUACAAUGUUGACACAUAAAGUCCUCUGCAUGUUCUGUGUGAGAGGACAUGAAAUGUGUCAACAUUGUAUGUGAAUCGUAUGUGCGUGGCAAAGCUUCUCUUAUUCAUUAAUUGUUAUUCGGUUAACAUCCUAUAGUGAUGACUGAGACACACACAGCCUUCUUUCAAUAGAAAAUGAAACAUUCAGACUACUUUCAAAUUAUUUUGACAAAGUAAUUUUGCUGUACGUUUACGCUCAGGAGUUGCAGUAAAUCCAUGCUUUUAAAAAUCUGGAUGAUCACGAUAUAAACCUCUUCUGUGUGCAUUACACACUUGCUGCCAGACCAAUGUAAAGUACAUAAUUGUGAUAUUUUCAAUAAAAUAAAAGGAAUAUUCCUAAAACA
Sander lucioperca (pikeperch) is the source of this 1943-nucleotide messenger RNA. Its product is annotated as integumentary mucin A.1-like. Lineage: Eukaryota; Metazoa; Chordata; Actinopteri; Perciformes; Percidae. The transcript has 4 exons. The record is from RefSeq and is a predicted model, not a curated record. The coding region runs from base 97 to 726 and encodes 209 amino acids.